ACAAAGGUCUCUACAGGCAGAUAUCUCAAAUGAUAUCAGUUUGUAUAAUUCAUGGAACAAUGGUGCCACAUUUAUUUUCAGAAAAGCUCUUUCUCCAAGUUUGUGGUAAACCCACCCGUCCUGCAACCUUGGAUGAAGUAGAUGAUGAGACCUUUAAAGAAAUGCUUUGCAAAAUAAAAGAAGCCGAAACUCUUCCAGAAGCCAAAGCUGCCAUUGAUCUGGCAGAAGAUUGCCUGUCCAUAAUUGUAGCCUUUAGAUCCAUUAGUACUCUUAAGCAGCGGGACAUGCUGGUACAGUCAGCUGUGGAGUAUUAUGUUGAUGGGAGAUGCAAUGUUGCACUGCAACAGUUUGUCGAUGGUUUUAACACCCUUGGACUUCUUCAAGAAAUGCAGACACACACAGAUCUGUUUCACAUCAUAUUUGUUGAAGACAAAAAACCACUGAGAUCUUCAGACCUGACAUCACUUUUUGAAGUAAACCUGUCAGAUCAAGACACCUAUAAGAGAGAGCUAGAGACCAGGACCUUGUGCUUCUGGAGAGACUGGAUCAUUGAUGUUGAAGGUUAA
Carassius gibelio (silver crucian carp) is the source of this 566-nucleotide messenger RNA. Its product is annotated as G2/M phase-specific E3 ubiquitin-protein ligase. The record is from RefSeq and is a predicted model, not a curated record. Gene Ontology annotation, molecular function: ubiquitin-protein transferase activity. The coding region runs from base 30 to 566 and encodes 178 amino acids. The transcript is spliced from 4 exons. Lineage: Eukaryota; Metazoa; Chordata; Actinopteri; Cypriniformes; Cyprinidae.